AUGGUGAAUCAAGUUGAUGAUGUUAUGAUAUCUGCAUCUGAAUGCCAUGAGAAUAUUUCUACUGAAGUUGUCGAGGAAACUGAGACUCCAGUUGUUAUUGCUCCGACGGAAGAAACCGAGCCAAGAGCAGAAGAGACUGUGCCAGAAGAAGCUGUUACCAUGACUAUGGAAGCUGCUCCGUUAAAAGACGAAGGGUUGAGACUCAAAACCUCAAUUGAUGCAGUUUGCUGGCUUACAUUUCAAGGUUAUGCAUUAAGAGGUCGAGAUGAAAGUCAAGGAUCACUGAAUCGUGGAAAUUUUCUUGAAAUGAUCGAUAUAUUAGCUUCUUAUAAUAAAGAUGUUGAAGCAGUUGUAUUAGAUAAAGCUUCAAAAAAUGCUUCUUAUACUUCUCUACAGAUUCAAAAGGAGAUUCUACAUGUGGUUGCUACAAAAGUGAAAAAAGAAAUUCGUGAAGAGAUUGAUACAACCGCAUUUACCUUAAAGCAACAAAUAUAUUCAGCGUUAACUCAACACGAUCUGGAUGUUCAGAAUAUUCGAGGACAAGAAUAUGACGGCGCAAGUAACAUGCGAGGUGAGUGGCAUGUUUUGCAAGCUUUGAUUAUGAAUGAUUGUCCAUAUGCUUAUUAUAUUCAUUGUUUAGCACAUAGAUUACAAUUGGCGUUAGUAGCUGCAACAAAAGAAGUUAUACCGAUUGAUCAAUUUUUCAUAAAACUAAACAUGGUUAUUAAUAUUGUUGGUGCUUCUUGUAAGCGUAAAGAUGAAUUGAUGAUUGCUCAAGCUGCUAAUAUUGAAUAUUUGAUAUAUAUCGAUGAAAUUGAGACUGGAAGCGGUUUAAAUCAGAUAGAUACUCCUGAUUUAAAUGCUAACCAUGUUCCAUUAGUUAGAGGAGUAGAAGCUCGUUAUCAUUCAAGUACUUUUACGAUUAUGCAACACUAUCGUGUGGAUAUUUUUAAUGCUGCUAUAGAUUCUCACUUAGAAGAACUAAAAAGCAGGUUCAACGAAGAAGAGAUAGAGUUACUUAUCCUUAGUUCAGCUUUGGAUCCUCGUGAAGGGGAAAAUCCAUUUAGAAGUGAUGAUAUUUGCAAAUUGGUUGAUAAGUUUUAUCCGAAGGACUUCACAGAACAAGAAAAGUUACACUUGAGGAUACAACUUCAACAUUAUGAGCAUAGUGUUGUUUCUUAUGAAGAGUUUAAGAAAUUGAAGAAUAUAUCUAGUUUGUGUGAAUGGUUGGUGAAGAAUGGAAAAUCGGUUACACAUUCUCUUAUACAUCGAGUGAUUGAACUUGUGCUUACCCUACCAGUUUCUACUGCAACAGCAGAACGAGUUUUUUCUGCAAUGAAAAUUAUCAAUACCAGACUUCGCAGCAAAAUGGGUUAUGAAUUCCUUGGAGACUCUUUGAUUGUGCACAUCGAAAAAGAAAUUGCUAAAAAGUUUAGCAUGGACUCAAUUAUUGAUGCUUUUCGAGACUUAAAAGAACGUCGCAUAACGUUUUGA
Messenger RNA from Papaver somniferum (opium poppy), 1494 nucleotides. RefSeq lists its product as uncharacterized. Gene Ontology annotation, molecular function: protein dimerization activity. The coding region runs from base 1 to 1494 and encodes 497 amino acids. The transcript is spliced from 5 exons. NCBI's taxonomy places the organism in Eukaryota, Viridiplantae, Streptophyta, Magnoliopsida, Ranunculales, Papaveraceae. The record is from RefSeq and is a predicted model, not a curated record.